Messenger RNA from Ostrinia furnacalis (Asian corn borer), 1938 nucleotides. Its product is annotated as glucose dehydrogenase [FAD, quinone]-like. Lineage: Eukaryota; Metazoa; Arthropoda; Insecta; Lepidoptera; Crambidae. The coding region runs from base 8 to 1870 and encodes 620 amino acids. Gene Ontology annotation, molecular function: oxidoreductase activity, acting on CH-OH group of donors; flavin adenine dinucleotide binding. The record is from RefSeq and is a predicted model, not a curated record. The transcript is spliced from 3 exons.
AACAGAAAUGACGUGGUCGUGCAACCAGUCGAUCGUAGGGCAGGCAUCAAACGUUUUUCAAAACGAUGGAUUCACAUUUGUGAACGCGAUAAACACUUUAAUGGCAGCUCAUUGUGCUAUCACCUCCGAAUCGCAAUGGCCGCCUGAUAGAAAGGAGGAAAUAUUGGCAGAUCCAAUAUUCGAUUUCAUAAUCGUGGGCGCAGGAUCAGCGGGAUGUGUAUUAGCAAAUAGAUUGAGCGAAAAUCCUGAUUGGAAAAUCCUUCUCAUUGAGGCUGGUGAUGACCCCACUCUUGAUACUGAGUUUAUUGGAGCGUUUUUCGACACUUUCCACUCACAAAAUGACUGGAUAUAUAGAACAGAGCCAGAACAUAAAGCUUGCUUAAGUUCCGCUGACAAACGAUGCUAUUGGCCUCGCGGCAAAACUUUAGGCGGAAGCAGCAGCAUUAACGCAAUGAUUUACCUGAGAGGCCAUAAAAAUGACUUCAAUAUGUGGAAAGAUCUUGGAAACGAUGGGUGGGGCUACGACGACGUAUUAUAUUAUUUUAAAAAAAGUGAACGAUUAACUGACCCAAAUAUGCCACAAGAUGAAAAAGAAAAAUAUCACGGUCUUAACGGACCCUUGAAUAUAGAAAAACACGUAGGAAGUAAUCCCUUCAGUGAUGUAUUAAUUCAAGCUUAUAACGAUUUAGGCCUUAAUACUGUUCACAGUAUUAAUGGACAUCACGAAUCUGGAGUAUUUAAAACGUUAGCAACUGUUAAAAAUGGACGAAGAAUGAGCACAGCACGCGGCUUUCUAACACCCAUUAUUAAGAGAAGCAAUUUAUUUGUAGCUAAAAAAUCUUUGGCUACUAAAAUUAUUUUUGAAAGAGCUAUUCUUGCCACUAUAGGAGUUGAGGUGGAUAUAGCGGGACAUAAACAUAAUUUUUAUUCAACAAAAGAAGUAAUACUUUCUGCGGGCACCAUAAAUACGCCACAGCUCUUGAUGCUUUCUGGGAUUGGACCUAGGAAAGAUUUAGAACAAGUUGGAAUAAAUGUAAUAAAUGACCUUCCAGUUGGUUAUAACUUGCAAGAUCACAUUGUUUCACACAACAUUAUAAAAUUAGAAUUGAACACUACUUUUGGAAUAGAUGAAUAUAGUGCAGCUGUUAUGGAAUACAUUGCGUUGAAAAGUGGACCACUAUCUAAUAUAGGUCCGACAGAAGUCACUGCUUUUGUAAAUAUAUUUGAUCAAAGAUAUCCAGUGCCUAACAUGCAAUUUCAUAAUAUAGUAUAUCCUACUAGAUUUCAUGAAGCAUUAAACUUGUUUGAACAAAAUGAAUUCAAUGAAGAAGCACUGCAAAUAAUAAAGGCUCAAAACGAAGAAUAUUCAUUGUUAGAUGUCUUUGCCGUACUUCUCAGGCCGAAAUCUAGAGGUGUCAUUAGACUGAAAAAUAAAGAUCCCAAAGAAAAGCCGUUGAUUUAUGCUAACUAUUUUGACCAUCCAGAUGAUAUAGCUACUAUGAUAGAAAGUAUGAAGUUUAUAGCUAAGUUGGCUGAAACACCUACAUUGAAGAAAUUAAAUGCUGCAUUAGUACAUUUACCUCUUGAAGACUGCAAAGGAUUUAUCUUCAAGAGUGAUCUUUAUUUUGAAUGUAUUGCUAGACAUUUGUGUACAUCUUUAUAUCACCCAGUGGGGACUGCUAAAAUGGGUCCGUAUGACGAUGCCAGUUCUGUGGUAAGUCCCGAACUAAAGGUACAUGGAGUACAUAACCUUCGAGUUAUAGAUGCAAGUGUAAUGCCGAGAAUUGUUGGCGCUAAUACCAACGCUGCUACUAUUAUGAUAGCCGAAAAGGGGGCGGAUAUGAUAAAAGAAUAUUGGGAUGCCAAAUAAAUCAAAAACACAAAAUAAAUCUCGUAUUUUUUAAUUUUCAUAACAUGUGAAAAGUUUAACCUUUCAGC